Messenger RNA from Gossypium raimondii (Peruvian cotton), 805 nucleotides. RefSeq names its product indole-3-acetic acid-induced protein ARG7. NCBI's taxonomy places the organism in Eukaryota, Viridiplantae, Streptophyta, Magnoliopsida, Malvales, Malvaceae. Gene Ontology annotation, biological process: response to auxin. The record is from RefSeq and is a predicted model, not a curated record. Bases 113 to 580 code for a protein of 155 amino acids. The transcript has a single exon.
AAAACAAAUUCCCUUCGUUCACUUUUUUCUGUCACUUUCUCGAGAAAUAUAUUUUCUUUUCCAACUAACAUUCCUCUCCUUUUUUUUUUCCGUCACUUUCUUGAGGAAAAAAAUGUCUCAGCGGACCGGAAAGUGCCGGAAAAUCCGUCACAUUGUCCGAAUCCGACAAAUGCUGAAGCAAUGGCGAAAGAAGGCCCGCAUUACGGCCAAUGACAACAUCGGACACGCACCGUCCGAUGUCCCGGCGGGAAAUGUGGCUGUCUGUGUGGGGACCGGUCUCAAGAGAUACAUCGUACGAGCGACGUACCUGAACCAUCCAAUCUUCAAAUCACUCCUCGUACAAACCGAAGAAGAGUACGGUUUCAAUAACGUUGGACCGUUGACCAUCCCAUGCGACGAGUCACUCUUCGAGGAGAUUCUCCGUGUCGUGUCUCGUUCUGACUCGUCGUCGAACUCGGGCCGUUUGUUUACGUUCGAGGAUCUUCAGAGACGAUGCCACGUUGGCUUGAAGAAUAAACAACAGAUUUUGAGUGAAUCUCGACCGUUGUUUCAUCGGGUCGGCGAUAGAUCAGUCUACUGAGUUGGCUCAUCCGAGUCAUCCGAGUUGGAAGAAUUAACAGUCGUAAUUUUAAAUUGUGAAUUUCAUCAUUUUUAUUUUAUGAAAUCUAAGAAACUAGUAUUUUCUAAUUUAGUUCAUCUUAAUUUGGUCCUUUUAUUUUAAAAAAUUGAAAAGCUAAUCGAAUUAUUUGUAAAUAUAUGAAACUGAAUUGUUGAUACAUAUAAAUUAUUAACUUGUUGAUUUUCA